AUGGGUCACCGUGCUAAUGAGUGCCAGUCUGAUGUGAAGAAAUUUUUCAAGUAUGGACGGCCAGGUCACGUUGUUGAAGAUUGUAGGACCAAUAUACCUACCUGUAAUAACUGCGGAGAACAGGGUCACAUCAGCACCAAUUGUCAGAAGCCAAAUAAGUCGCAGGCAGAUGGGAAAGUGUUUGCAUUGAAAGGGUCUCAACCUACUAGUGUAGAUCAUUUGAUCAACGGUACUUGUUAUGUUCAUGAUGCUCCUUUGACUGCUAUUAUUGACAUGGAUGCGGCCCACUCGUUUAUUUCUGCUAAAUGUCUAAAGAGGUUAGAACUUGUGUCGUCUACAUUGAGUAGAGGGAUUGUGAUUGAUACUCCUUAUAUGGGAUCAAUGACCACUUCUUUAGUAUGCUUAAAUUGUUCUCUAUCAAUUUUGUGCAAAGAUUUCACUGUGGAUUUAAUCUGUCUACCACUCAAUGAGUUGGAUGUUAUUUUAGGGAACUGGCUAGAGUUCAAUUGUGUUUAUAUUAACUGUUACAUCAAGACGUUGUUGUUUCUUACUCCAAAAGAAGAGGGGUUGGCUGAUUAUUUAACGACCAAAGAAUUAAGAGCAUUGUUGGAAGAUGAAUCCAAAGUGUUCGUGAUGUUUGCCUCGCUAUCUAUUAAGGGCAAGACGCCGAUCAAUGAUUUGCCUGUGGUGUGUGAACUUCCAGAAGUGUUUUCGGAUGAUAUUUCUGAAUUAUCCCCGAAGCGGGAGAUUGAAUUCACCACUGACCUUGUUCCUAGUACUAGAUCGAUAUCUAUGGCACCAUAUAGGAUGUCGGUAUCGGAGUUAGCAGAACUGAAAUCGCAACUGGAAGAAUUACUUGAUAAGAAGUUUAUUAGACCCACUGUUUUACUGUGA
Molecule: messenger RNA, 894 nt
Organism: Vicia villosa (hairy vetch)
Lineage: Eukaryota; Viridiplantae; Streptophyta; Magnoliopsida; Fabales; Fabaceae
Exons: 1
Coding region: 1-894 (297 amino acids)
Molecular function (GO): zinc ion binding; nucleic acid binding
Source: RefSeq, a predicted model, not a curated record